Lasiodiplodia theobromae is the source of this 1008-nucleotide messenger RNA. RefSeq lists its product as uncharacterized. NCBI's taxonomy places the organism in Eukaryota, Fungi, Ascomycota, Dothideomycetes, Botryosphaeriales, Botryosphaeriaceae. The record is from RefSeq and is a predicted model, not a curated record. The coding region runs from base 1 to 1008 and encodes 335 amino acids. The transcript has 3 exons.
AUGAGCAAGAAGAUGGACGCAACAGCCUCGAGCAAGAAGCCGAAGCGCACGCCUAAGAACGCGGCGCGGAGCGCCCACGGCCAGCGCAUUCACAACGCGUUAUGCGAGCCACCUACACCCGUUCCAACCCUGAGCAGCAACAACCUCAACGUCUGCACCCGCUCCGCCGCCCGUCGCGAAGCCGCCAUCAUGGCCGCCAUUCCCAUUCGUAGCGUCCGCGCUCCCUCCGCAUCGCCCCAAGGCAGCGCCAACAGCAAGAAAGAGAUCAAUGAGACGAAGAAGAGCGUACGUUUCGCCCUCGAAGAAGACGACGUCGUCGCCGAUGCCAACACCACCACCACGAAAGACAAGCCCACUCCCUCCGACAACCCCACCCAGCCGGCCACCACCUCUACUCCUUCUUCAACUACACUUACCCCACAGCGUCCCCGCCCCCUCUCGGCGCCGCACAUCCUCGACCAGCUCCUGGCCCGCAACCCUGACUUCGGCGCCACCCACGCCCGUCUCCGCCUUCCCUCCGUCGCCCCGCGUCUCCUGCUGCGCCCGCUCUUCGCCGACGCUCGUAGCGGAAAGUUCAGCGAGGCUGCGAAGCCAUCUCUGAACGAGGAGGAGCAGGAGACGCAGGAGAAGAAGAAGAUGGACAAGAAGGAAAAGGGCAAGCUUCUCCGCAAGAUGGUCGCCAGCGUCGUUCAUGACACGCGCGACGGCCGGGACGAGCUGACCAACGCGGGAUACUUCUUGCAGGUGCUGGAGGAGGUUGAGCGCACGCGCGGAGGUUCUGACGGCGCCGACGUCGGUGCUGGUGACGAGAGAUCAUUGGAAGGCACCAUGCCGUGGCUCGUGGAGGAGGUGUUCAAGAUGCUCGUCAUCCUGGUCAGCUGGCACCGGCAGCUGGCGCCGCGGGAGGAAGGAGAGGACGCGGGCUGUGUCUUGUCGGUGCGGCAGGUGCUGGAGCUCGUGGAGGGCGAGAUCGAGGCCGCGGCGAGGAUCGUGCAUGGAGCUGUUUGA